UCUCAAGGGAGCCAUGUUCUGUUGUAUUUGUAGACAGGGACUGACACAGCGGUCGAUAUUUUCUCAUUAAGGUGGGCUUUUGCUGAAUUGCAGGUGAAUAUUAAAGUUGAUUUAUCGAGGAUCGAAUAGAAACUACUGAGCAAGCGCAAAUCGAAGAAUCUGACGGUGGUUGGGACUUUAGUAUGAGUUCAAAUUCACACAGAAACAACCGCACUUUGCAAGAAGAGGUGGAAAUGUCGAACAGAAAUCGCCCUAGCAGUGCCCAGUCAAGGCAAGCCUGGUCGGACGACGGGAGCGACCGCCCGGACUCACGCCAGGGACGCGAUGGAGGUUUUCGGGAGGAUGCCGAUCUGGCUCUCCCCGCAGCAAUGGAAAGCGACAACUACCUGAAUACCGUCUGCGUCCAAGAGCGUGAUGAAGUGGAGGUGCAAGAUAACUCCAAUGGUUGCUGGGCCAAAUUCAAGAGAGGUGUCAGAUCUAUUUGGCAAACCAAGGAUAUGCAGGAUGAGGAUGAUGACAAUAAGGACUUCAAAGUGGUCACAACCAUACGAGAACUGGUCAUUUAUCUCGUAUUCUUGUUGGUUCUUGUUGUUUUGACCUUUGGCAUGAACAGUGAGACUUACUACUACUACACUAAGGUGAUGAGUGAACUGUUCUUAGAUGGUCAGUUUGCCGACACCAAGAACACUUUCCGAGGAAUGACUACAAUGCAGGACUUCUGGAGGUUUGCCGAGGGACCUCUGAUGGACGGACUUUACUGGGAAAAAUGGUACAAUGGACAGAACGUCAGUGACAGCCAACUUGGAUACGUCUUUCAUGAGAACAAACUCCUUGGUGUCCCUCGCUUGAGACAGCUGAAGGUCAGAAACGACUCCUGUGAAGUUCAUGAUGACUUCAAGAAUGAGAUCAAGACUUGCUAUGAUGCCUAUGCAGAAAGUAUAGAAGACAAGUUUCCGUUUGGGAAAAUGAAUGGGACGGCUUGGGUCUAUCAGACCGAAGAUGAACUGGAUGGCUGGGGACACGAAGGUUUGAUAAGUGAAUACGGUGGAGGAGGUUUCGUCCAGAACCUCUUGUUGACCAGGGAAAAGACUGAGCCCAUCAUUGCUGACCUGAAACAGAACCUUUGGCUGGACCGUGGAACCCGAGUCGUCUUUGUAGACUUCACUGUGUACAAUGCUAAUAUCAACCUGUUCUGUGUUAUCCGACUGGUUGUGGAAUUUCCUGCCACUGGAGGAGCUAUUCCAUCUUGGUCUUUCCGUACAGUCAAGUUGAUCCGCUAUGUGUCCAUUGGAGACUACUUUGUACUGGCUUGCGAGGGCAUUUUCUUGUUGUUCAUCAUCUACUACAUCAUUGAGGAAGCAUUGGAGAUUGCCAAGCACAAGUGUCAAUACUUCAAGAGCGUCUGGAACAUCCUGGAUAUCGUCGUGAUUGUGAUCUCAGUGGUCUGUACCGUGUUCAAUGUGUAUCGGACCAUAGCAGUGGGGAACAUGCUGGAAUCGCUGUUACAGAAACCGGAUGAAUUUGCCGACUUUGAGUUCCUUAGCUGGGCUCAGGUCCUGUUUAACCAGGGCAUUGCUUUUGCCGUCUUCUUCGCUUGGGUGAAGAUUUUCAAGUACAUCAGCUUCAACAAGACUAUGACCCAGCUCUCCUCCACCAUUGCUAACUGCGCCAAGGACUUGGCAGGAUUUGGUGUCAUGUUCUUCAUCAUCCUGUUCGCUUUUGCCCAGCUUGGUUACCUGAUCUUCGGUACCCAAGUCAGGGACUUCAGAAGCUUCCCUGACACCAUCCUUACCUUGUUCCGUAUCAUCCUUGGUGACUUUGAUUUCCAUGAGCUGGAAGCUGCCCACCGUGUUCUGGGUCCACUGUAUUUCCUCCUGUACGUGUUCUUUGUAUUCUUCGUACUGCUGAACAUGUUCUUGGCCAUCAUCAACGACACUUACUCUGAGGUGAAGGCUGAUCUGGAGAACCAGGAGAAUGAAUUCGAAUUGCAGGACUACUUCAAGAAGGGCUACGACAAGAUGUUGGACAAACUGAAGUUCAAGCGUGAUAAGAUCAUUGACAUCCAGAAGGCCAUUGUUGAUGCUGACGCCAAUGCUGACAAGCAGAUUGACUUUGAUGAAUGGAAACGUGACCUGAAAGAACGUGGUUAUGCUGACAGUGAAAUUGAAGCUGUGUUUGCCAAAUAUGACUUGAACAAUGAUCGUAUGCUUGAUGAAGAAGAAAUCCGCAAAAUGCAGGAAGAACUGGAAGGACAAAGGAUGGCAGUUGACAAGGAAUUUGAAGGUCUUGAAAACAAAGAAGGAGAAGCAGCAGCCAGACCAAAGAGUUCAGCCCGUCGCAGAUCAGCCAGACCAGGUAGUCGGAAAGGAAGCAGCAGAUUCAGUUUCGGAGACGACAGUGGUGAUGAUAGCGAUGAUGAAGACAGUGGAACACGAUCAGGAAGAACAGGACGCUUUGUCAGUGGUGUAUCAUAUGAAGAAUUCACAGUCCUCUCUAGGAGGGUAGACAGAAUGGAACAUUCUAUAGGCAGUAUAGUAUCCAAGAUAGAUGCUGUUCUUGUCAAAUUAGAAGCCAUGGAAAAAGCAAAAUUAAAACGAAGAGAAACCAUGGGGAAAAUAUUGGACAGUAUCACAGAGUCUGAGGGUGUAGGGGAUGAUGAAAAGCGUGACCAAAUGGAAAAACUUGUCAGAGAAGAACUUGAGAGGUGGGACUCUGAGCCAUCCAUCCAACAGAGUGGCCGUGGUGCCUCGCCACGCUCCCCACCAUCUGGUGUAAACGACACAGACCAAAUGGGAUCACACAAUGUGUAAAGAAUAAACGGACUUUCAAUUAUUUUUAACCCCAGCAAAGAUACCAAGUAAUCUCAAGAACUCCAAAGAACUAUUUAUUUUGUUUUUAAAGCUUUUUUUAUUUGCAUUUAACAUGUUAGUAUUAUGCAGAGUAUUGUGUGCAUUUAACUUGAUGGAUAUUUUCUUAUUACGAGAUGUUACUACUUACAACUCAAGUGAUGUCAGGGAAAACAAAGUAGUCAAGAUGAUAUGUUUAGUGGCAAUAGCAUCUAUUUACUUGCCAGUGUAAUUCAGCAUUUGUGUUCGACUUAAAAAACUUAAUUGUAUAUUAUUAAUUUCUUUGAAAUUCACGAUUUUGAAGUUUUAUCUAGAUUUAGCUGGUCUAAAUUAGAUACACGAGAUAUUUGCCAACAUUCUCAUUCUCAAACAAACUUGACUCGUGAAUUUUGAACCAAAAUUUUUUUAAUACUUUCUUUCAAAACAUUUUUGUAGAACUGCUUUUUAGUUCUGUAUUGUAUCAAACAAACUUCAGUGAUUUAACUGAAGUGCAAAAUGAGCUAAAUAUUCACUGCACAUCUCAUUCCGUCCUUACAGUAGGCUAUGCUGUACUUAACGUUAGUGUGAAUUGUAUUGGACUAAUUGAAGGCCAAGUGAGUUUUGCACCAGUGUAGCAGCACAAAGCUGUUAGAUAAUCGGCAUUGGGUUAAGACAAUCGCAAACAAUGUAAAUAUAACCCAGAAACAUUCAAGGCUUGAAUUGAAGGGAUUUUAAGUUCAAAGAGGUUGGACAAGGGACCAAAACUAACAACUGCACCGUCCAAGUAAACAAUUACAAAGAGCAUGGUUACACUUUGAUAUGUUUUAAUAAAUGUGGAGGGACCAAGAAGUGUUAAAAGAUCUUUGGCUGGAUUCAGUGCAUUGCAUGUGAAAGUUUCACUCCAAAUUAUUGCACAUUCUUGUCCACUUAAUACUUUUGCCAGUUCUGUUCACCUAAUUGUAUGAAUGCAAUAAAAUGUUUU
Lingula anatina is the source of this 3807-nucleotide messenger RNA. RefSeq names its product polycystin-2-like protein 1. NCBI's taxonomy places the organism in Eukaryota, Metazoa, Brachiopoda, Lingulata, Lingulida, Lingulidae. The record is from RefSeq and is a predicted model, not a curated record. Gene Ontology annotation, biological process: detection of mechanical stimulus. Gene Ontology annotation, cellular component: membrane. Gene Ontology annotation, molecular function: calcium channel activity; calcium ion binding.